AUUACACCUUCUCAUGUGUUGUGUUGAGUGGAAAAUCGUGAGAGGGGUCAAAGGACGUCAUAUUUAUCAUUCAGAAACUAGUGAUAAAUAGGGAAAGACGCCGCCAAGGUCUCAGAGGACAAAUAUUUUGAGAAAGGGGCACACAACAACUAUAAAAUGUCGGAACCAAUUCGUGUCGUCGUCACUGGAGCCGCUGGCCAAAUUGCGUACUCCCUUCUGUAUAUGAUUGCUAAAGGUGAUGUCUUUGGCCCCAAUCAGCCCCUCAUUCUACAUCUCCUCGACAUUCCACCCAUGAUGGGCGUUUUGGAGGGUGUAGUCAUGGAGCUCGAUGACUGCGCACUCCCCUUAUUGAGACAAGUAGUUCCCACAGCCGACCCAAUUGUAGCUUUCAAGGAUGUUGUUGCGGCCUUUUUGGUUGGUGCCAUGCCUCGCAAGCAAGGGAUGGAACGUAAAGAUCUUCUCGCCGCAAAUGUGAAGAUUUUCAAAGAACAGGGUGAAGCCCUCGAUAAAUACGCAAACAAAGACGUCAAAGUUUUGGUAGUUGGAAACCCAGCCAACACCAACGCUCUUAUUUGUUCUCAAUUUGCGCCAUCUAUUCCAAAAGAGAACUUCACUGCAAUGACUCGUUUGGACCAAAACCGGGCACAAGCACAAAUUGCUGGCAAACUGAAUCUACCCGUGGCCAAUAUCAGUAACAUAAUUAUUUGGGGAAACCACUCCUCAACUCAGUUCCCUGACGCUUCCCAUGGAAAAGUGCGGGUGAAUGAAGGCAAAGAUCUCUCCGUGAGGGAAGCUAUAAGUGAUGAUGCUUGGCUGAGAUCAGUUUUUGUCGAAACUGUGCAAAAACGUGGAGCCUCUGUUAUCAAUGCUAGAAAGAUGUCUUCUGCAAUGUCAGCUGCCAAAGCUGCAUCUGAUCAUAUGAGAGAUUGGUUUAAUGGGACAUCAUCUGGAAAAUUUGUUUCUAUGGGGGUGGUAAGCGAUGGUAGCUAUGGAACGCCAAAAGACGUUGUCUUUUCUUUCCCUGUCACAAUCAGUAAUAAGAAAUGGGAGAUUGUAAAGGAUCUACCCACUGAUGACUUUGCCAAAAAAAUGUUGGAAACCACUGGAAAAGAAUUGGAAGAAGAGCGAGCUGAGGCGCUCACUAUUAUUGGUGCAUGACUCGUAAACAAGCUUUAAUUUGUCAAACUAGACUGGGAUUUCAGUUAUUAUGCUAAAUAGGUUAGGAUUUUUGACUGAAAUCCCAUGUAGGUUCAUUUGUAAAAAAAAGCCAAAAUUUUAUUUUUAUACAGUGCUUCUACACCCCCUGUACACUAUAAUCAUUUUAAUUUAUUUACUGACUGUUUUACUGCUGCUAGUUUGAUUUAUUAAAGCUUUUGUUUUUUUUUAAUUGGCGUCGGCCGAUUUUUGUGUAUGUGUAGUAGGUAAAUUGUGGCAUGGUAUAAGUAUACUACAGCGAUUCCUUAGUGUUAUUAAAUAAACUUGUUGAAUAGAAAAUAA
Molecule: messenger RNA, 1497 nt
Organism: Zophobas morio
Lineage: Eukaryota; Metazoa; Arthropoda; Insecta; Coleoptera; Tenebrionidae
Gene: Mdh1
Product: Malate dehydrogenase 1
Exons: 2
Coding region: 157-1158 (333 amino acids)
Biological process (GO): oxaloacetate metabolic process; tricarboxylic acid cycle; malate metabolic process
Cellular component (GO): mitochondrion; cytosol
Molecular function (GO): L-malate dehydrogenase (NAD+) activity
Source: RefSeq, a predicted model, not a curated record